This is a messenger RNA of Miniopterus natalensis, 6216 nucleotides long. The record is from RefSeq and is a predicted model, not a curated record. Lineage: Eukaryota; Metazoa; Chordata; Mammalia; Chiroptera; Miniopteridae.
GGGACUGACAUGAAGGAAGUCCCGUGGGGAGAGGAUUUUGGUGUGACAGAUACUCUGACGGGGAAGAACUCUGUGUUAUUUGGGAAUUUGGCUGUGGGGGCCUUCUAGGAAUAGGCACAGUUAUGGAUUGACCCCUGUGGACAGAAGAGUGAUUGGAGAAAAGGCCCUGAUAGGAAUAUUGGAUUGGGAGGAGGUGGGUAGGCUCCAAUGUAGGGAAGAGAAGGAUGAUCACUAUAAACGGUGAGAAGAGACAUCUUCCCUUUGCUCCCAUCAGGAGUGGGCCUUGGUUAGGAGGGGUACCUUGGCAUAAUAUUGGGGAACUGGAAUAUGGUAUGGAGAAAUUUGCUGGAUGGGUGGUCCCUGAUGUGAGAGAAAAUGAUUUAGGAAAGAGGUCUUGGGAUAAUAUGGGGAGGCCCCCCCAGGAAGGGUGUGCCCUGGUGGGCCAGAUUGCCAUAGGGAUAGGACUCUUGUUAUAGGGGUUCUUGGAUAACAUUGUGAUCAAGACGUCCCCAAGGACCCUGAUGUGGUUUUAGAGGCCUGAAGAGGACUUUACUAUGGUUUCAUGGGAGCCCAGAAGACUCUAAUGUGGUUUGGGGUGAUCCUAGACUUCCUGGAUUGGGGGAUCUGCUGGAAAGGGUAGAUUUUGAAGCAGAGGAACCUUGCUGUGAUAAGAUGAAAUCCUAAGGUUCAGGGAAGACUGCAGGAAGGCAGGAUCUUGUGUGAGGGGGGCCUGGGAAGGGUCACAAGUGGAAAUGGGGGAAAAAGAGUGAACCCUACUCCCCUAUACUGUCUGUGGUUUCUAUUUUCUUCUCUUCCUUCCCCCAAUUAUUGGUGUCUUUCUGUCCUUUUCUGUCCUGGCCCAUAUUCUUGCCCAACUCCCAAUCACUCCCUUUCACAUGUGCCUCUGUUUGUGCUCCCUACUUCAUUUAUUUGGUAAUCAUUUGUUGAGGGACUCUGCUGUGUCCCCCCUCCACUGGCCCCUACCACCACUAUUGUCUGUCACCUCUUUUCAUUCCCACCUGUUGCUCUGUUGAACUCUUUUCCUCUGCCCUCUGUGCCUUGCCUUCUCUCUGAUGUCCACCUCUUUCCUGCACUGUCCCACACAUCCCCUUCUUCCAUGUUGUUCCCCUGCCUCCCGCCUGCUCUCAGGUCUCAGCGGCGGUGGCAGCCGAGGUGCAGGAUGCGAGAAGGCGCCCCCCGGCCGGGCUCCCGCUCCAGGCCUCGCUCCCCUGCGGCCCUCUGAGCCCACCAUGGCCGUCCCACCGGGCCAUGGUCCCUUCUCUGGCUUCCCGGGGCCCCAGGAGCACACGCAGGUAUUGCCUGAUGUGCGGCUCUUGCCUCGGAGGCUUCCCCUGGCCUUCCGGGAUGCGACCACGGCCCCACUGCGCAAGCUCUCCGUGGACCUCAUCAAGACCUACAAGCACAUCAAUGAGGUCUACUAUGCGAAGAAGAAGCGGCGGGCCCAGCAGGCACCUCCUCAGGACUCAAGCACCAAGAAGGAGAAGAAGGUCCUGAACCAUGGUUAUGACGAUGACAACCAUGACUACAUAGUGCGCAGUGGCGAGCGCUGGCUGGAGCGUUAUGAGAUUGACUCCCUCAUUGGCAAAGGCUCCUUUGGCCAGGUGGUGAAAGCCUAUGAUCAUCAGACCCAGGAGCUGGUGGCCAUCAAGAUCAUCAAGAACAAAAAGGCCUUCCUGAACCAGGCCCAGAUUGAGCUGCGGCUACUGGAGCUGAUGAACCAGCAUGACACGGAGAUGAAGUACUACAUAGUGCACCUGAAGCGGCACUUCAUGUUCCGGAACCACCUGUGCCUGGUGUUCGAGCUGCUUUCCUACAACCUGUAUGACCUCCUGCGCAACACACACUUCCGAGGUGUCUCGCUGAAUCUGACGCGGAAGCUGGCGCAGCAGCUCUGCACUGCGCUUCUCUUUCUGGCCACACCUGAGCUUAGCAUCAUUCACUGCGACCUCAAGCCCGAGAACAUCCUGCUCUGCAACCCCAAGCGCAGUGCCAUCAAGAUCGUGGACUUUGGCAGCUCCUGUCAGCUCGGCCAGCGGAUUUACCAGUACAUCCAGAGCCGCUUCUAUCGGUCACCCGAGGUGCUCUUGGGCACGCCCUAUGACCUGGCCAUUGAUAUGUGGUCCCUGGGCUGCAUCCUGGUAGAGAUGCACACUGGAGAGCCCCUCUUCAGUGGCUCCAAUGAGGUGGACCAGAUGAACCGGAUUGUGGAGGUGCUGGGCAUUCCACCAGCCCCCAUGCUAGACCAGGCACCCAAGGCUCGCAAGUACUUUGAACGGCUGCCUGGGGGUGGCUGGACCCUACGAAGGACAAAGGAACUCAGGAAGGUGCGGCCCCUGCCCUUUGCCGCUCCUCCUACCCUGGUGGCCCCUCACUCUCUCACACUUGGGGCGCCCUCUCUCCCUGCUUCCUCUCCGGGCCACAGCCCCGCCGACUACCUCCGCUUCCAGGACCUGGUGCUGCGCAUGCUGGAGUAUGAGCCCGCCACCCGCAUCAGCCCACUGGGGGCUCUGCAGCAUGGCUUCUUUCGCCGCACGGCUGAUGAGGCCACCAACACGGGCCCGGCAGGCAGCAGUGCCUCCACCUCGCCCGCGCCCCUCGACACCUGCCCCUCCUCCAGCACCGCCAGCUCCAUCUCCAGUUCUGGAGGCUCCAGUGGCUCCUCCAGUGACAACCGGGCCUACCGAUACAGCAACAGAUAUUGUGGGGGCCCUGGGCCCCCCAUCACUGACUGUGAGAUGAACAGCCCCCAGGUGCCACCCUCCCAGCCGAUGCGUUCCUGGGCAGGUGGUGAUGUGCCCCACAAGACACAUCAGGCCCCUGCCUCUGCCUCGUCACUGCCAGGGGCUGGGGCCCAGUUACCCCCCCAACCCCGAUGCCUUGGCCGUCCUCCAUCACCAACCUCACCACCACCCCCGGAGCUGAUGGAUGUGAGCCUGGUGGGCGGCCCUCCAGACUGCUCCCCACUCCACCCAGCGCCUGCCCCCCAGCACCCGGCUGCCUCAGCCCUCCGGACUCGGAUGACAGGAGGUCGUCCACCCCUCCCACCCCCUGAUGACCCUGCCACUCUGGGGCCUCGCUUGGGCCUCCGUGGUGUACCCCAGAGCACCGCAGCCAGCUCAUGACCCUGCCCCUUCCCUGGGGCCCCUCCUGAAGCCAUACCCCCCCAUCUGGGGGCCCUGGGCUCCCAUCCUCAUCUUUCCCCUUGACUGGAAUUGCUGCUACCCAGCUGGGGUGGGUGAGGCCUGCACUGAUUGGGGCCUGGGGCAGGGGUCAAGGAGAGGGGUUAGGCGUACCCUCCCCACUAAGGACUGCACCCUUGGCCCCCUCUCUCCCCCUUGUUUUCUAUUUAUUGUACCAAAGACAGUGGUGGUCCAGUGGUGGGGAGACCCCCUCACCCCAGGGCCCUAGGAAGGGGUGGGGGCAGGUAGGGGGAGAUGGCCUUGCUCCUCCUUGCUGUACCCCCCAGUAAAGAGCUUUCUCACAUGCCCGCCUGAGCGUUUGCAGGGCCCUGGCUCCCUUUCACCCAGCCCUCAGAGGCAUGGUGCGGAAUGGUGUUUGGGGAGGGGGUGCUGGAAGAGCUUUCUCUUGUGGGGUAUGUCCACAGGGAAGUUAUAGCUAUUGGUGCAGACAUGGGGCUGCAGGAAGUCUGGGCCCAAGGAAUCCUAGACAGAUCCUGAAUAGGAUCGUAGCCCACAUUUGCCUUUUCCAGGGUAAAUAGACCCUGAAAGGGUAAAAGCCCAGUUCUGGCCUGUUUCUGGGAAAUAAGCAUUUCUGCCCUAGUAAGCCAGGUUUUCCACAGAAUCUGUGCAGGAGUGGUUCCUUUUGCCAGGCAAGCGGCCAGUAGGUGCUGAAUACGUGUAACAGGAGUUAUUGGUGCCAUCUGGGGAUUGACAGGCAGGCAGUGGCUACAGACUUUACUCCUACCCCCACGUCUGGUCUUACCCUUUCAAAGGAACAAUUGCGGAGCAAGGCUUUUUGAGAUUCUCAGGCAAAAAAAAAAAAAUGUCCCCGGCGUUCCAGGUAAGUGGGCCUGUUUCCCUGGCAAUUUGGCAACUUUUGUCUCCCAAAUGGCCAAUCAAGGGCCUCCUGAUUCAAAGGGUAUCGUCUUCCGCCACUGGGGCGCUGCGCCUCCUGGGAAAUGGAGCUCUUCUUGGCGAUCUCCUCCUCCUCUUCGUUGGGGAACUGCAAAGACCAGAGUUCUUUUCGCUCAUGUGUUUAGGGGCGGGGUCACAGGCAGCCAAUCAGCAGUCAGACGGGACCCGGAUGUGUGACGCGGGCUGUAAAGGAGGAAGAAGGCAGUGAUUGGGUGGUUUUGGCCGUGAUGUGCGCAGGUGUUGAUUUCUCUUGGGGCGUGCGGUAGGUGCAAGAUGGCUUUUCGUGGACAGCGUUAAGGUAAGAUGUUCGUAUUUAGAGCAGGAGGUAGGCGCAGAGGCCUGAAGCGGCCCCAUCCCGCGGGCAUCACUAGCCGCUGUGUCUGGCCUAGCUCGCGGGAAAGGUCCCGUCUGUAGGAAAGAGAGGCAAGGGUUCCAUUACGGACCUGCGUGUGUCCCCUAAUGGUGGCAACGUUGAACGCGAGGGAACCCAGAAGAAGCAAGGGUAGGGAAACUCUUCUGGAGGAGGAGGAGCUGCCUGAGCUGAGACCUGAUGACGGAGGGGUGCUUGGUGGCGCGGUAGAACCGCUUGCGCAAAGGCAGCAAUGAGAAACAGCCUGGUGAUCUGGUGUUGGAGAUCUUAUUGAAAGUUCUGUGAAUUAGGUCCUGGAAGAUUUUGUUGACUAGGGAUUUCCUGAGGGCAAUGAGGAGCUGUGGGAGGGCCCUAUUUGCCGACAUCUGGCAAUAGAUUGUCGGGAAAGAGACUUGGGCCUGGGUGCCCAGGGUGGCGUUUAUGGCAGGGUCCUAGGCAUGAAACGUCGGAGGUGAAUCAGGGAAAGGGUCUUGAUAGGGAGGGGAGGAAAGAUGUGGGUGGGAGAGAUGUCCAGAAGGCUGAGUUGACAGGCUGUAUGUGUGGCUUACAGACUGCGGUGAGGGGCGGGAAAGUAGUAUCUCCAGCAUGUAGGACAAGUGGCUGCAUAUUUUAGAUGCUUAAUUAAAUUUGGUUUUGAAUAAAUAGUCCUAGGAGGCCAGUACUGUUAUGAUCUCCCUUUUGCAAAUGAGGAUACUGAGGGCAGAGAAAGUUAAGUAAUUUGUCCAAGGUCAUGUAGCUGGGAAUUAAAGGACUCAGGAUUUGUGUGUAUGUCAACCAUUGACUUAACCAGGUGCAAGAUGAGCUUCGAGUCAUCAGCAGGAGCCAAAUCAUGGGUUCUGUAAGGAAUAUGGAUGGAUAAGCAGGGAAGCGUAUAUCUCAAAUUUCUGUUUCCAGCCCAGAACCUCUCCCCUGACCUGCUGACUGCCUACAUGAUAUGGCCUCUUGGAUAUCUAGAGAUAUUUUGAGAGUAAUCUCAGCCAAAUUGAACUCCUGUUUUCCCCCAAAAAAGUCUCUUCUUCCAAGGUUCCUCUCAGUAAAUGCCACUUCCAUCCUUGUAGUUGCUCAGACCAAAAGUUUUGAAGUUGUUCUUCAGUCCCUCUUUGUCUUAUACCCAUGCCCGGCCCAUCAGCAAAUUCUUUCAAAGUAUAUUCAGAACCUGACCAUUUCUUUCCACCUCCAUGCUGUCACCCUAAUCCUGUCCACUCUCAUCACCUGCCUGGAUCAUCACAGCAGUCUGCUGAGUGGUCUCCCUGCUCCAGAGGAAUGCUGUGAACACCUGUGUCAGGUCACGUUUCUCCCCUGCUCAAUACCCUCCCAUGCUUCCAUUUCACAGAGAGUAAAUGCCAGAGUUUUCUUCAUAACCUGCAAGGCCCUGCAUGACCUGCCCAUGUUACCACUCUGACAUCUAUUCAUCUCUCCUUGCUCACUCUGCUCCAGCCACAUGCCUCAGAGCUUUUAUACUUGCUGUUCUCUUCACCUGGAACACUUCCCCAGAUAGUCAAGGCUCACCUUCACCUUCUUUAGGUCUUUACUCAGAUGUCACCUUCUUGAGAUCUCCCCUGACCACCCUUCUAGAAUCGUACUAACAUUUGAAUUUUUCCUUUGAAUUUUUCCUUAACAUUAAUCAUAUCACUGUUUAACACACUAUAUACUUUAUCUUAUUGUCUGUCGCUGCCCUCACCCAUACCCACCAGACCAUACACUCUAUGAAGGCAGGGGCUUUUGUCUACU